Messenger RNA from Colletotrichum spaethianum, 924 nucleotides. RefSeq lists its product as uncharacterized. NCBI's taxonomy places the organism in Eukaryota, Fungi, Ascomycota, Sordariomycetes, Glomerellales, Glomerellaceae. The transcript is spliced from 2 exons. The record is from RefSeq and is a predicted model, not a curated record. Bases 1 to 924 code for a protein of 307 amino acids.
AUGGCGAGCUGCCAGGUGCAGGGUGAGCCCGAGCUCUACGGGCUGGGCAUCCGAGUCGCGUUCUACAUCCAAUGGUUCGGCGCCAUUGUCGUCGAAUACCUCGAGGUGGCCGACCUGCCCGACAUGCGCCUGCUCGGCCUCUUGUUCUCGGCCGCCGCCUUCAUCGGUCUCGUCAUCAAGCUGUGCGUCGCCACGCUGCAGCCCGCCGACGUCUACAUCGUACUCCUUCUGGCCAUGGGCAUCUACAUCUUCCUCGUCCCGUUAUACAUAUGGAAAGCAGUGACCUGCUUCAGACCCUACUGGGACCCCUUCCGAUGGUCCAAAGAGACGCCGAGUCCCGCUUUCAAGGGGCUCAACUUCACCCUCCUUCUGGCCAUCACUUCGCUGGCCAUCUGGUACUGGUGUUCUUUCGUGCCGGAGAACCCGUGCUCUUCGGAGCAAUACGGGUUCCUCUUCAGUCGCAUCAGCCUAGGAAACAAGGGCUUCAUCGCCUUCAACGCCAUAAUGUACUUCAUCAUCCUAUUGGCCUGCGUACUGAUCCUGCUGCUCAAGAUUGGCUGGAAGGUGCCCUAUUGGCGCGAGAGGCGGAAGAAGCGAAGGGUCAAGAAAACGCACAUCAUGGCAGUCGAAGAGCUCAGGACGCUGAGCAACAUCGCCGUCGCCGCAAUCCUCACGGCCGCCGUCGAGCUUGCCGUCUCAUGGAACGACAUCUCCAAUGCGAAUAACGUUUCCGAUAUUGCUCAGAUCCUGCCCCUCCUCGUCAGCGCCGGGUUCCUGGUGCGGAUGUUGUUCUUGCACUUCGCAGGCGCGAGCGGAGGAUCGGACUCCUCUGGGGAAGAGAGCGACGAGGGGUCCCAUAGCUACAUGACGGAGUCGCCAGGCGGAAUGCCUCCGGUACCGCCUCCUGCUCACCCACGACGGUAG